This is a messenger RNA of Melampsora larici-populina 98AG31, 696 nucleotides long. RefSeq lists its product as uncharacterized. NCBI's taxonomy places the organism in Eukaryota, Fungi, Basidiomycota, Pucciniomycetes, Pucciniales, Melampsoraceae. Bases 1 to 696 code for a protein of 231 amino acids. The transcript is spliced from 3 exons. The record is from RefSeq and is a predicted model, not a curated record.
AUGUUGUUCUUCCUGAUUGCUAUAUCGCUCAUUCUAAACGGGGUGUUAUCCUCUCUUAUCGUCGUUGGCUCGGAUUGCAAUUCUGAAGGUUCAGGAGGCCGCGGUCAGCUGACACCUCGAGGGCCGGACUUUCCGAGAAACAGUUCCGCCUAUAACCUUACCAUCCCAGAAGACCUCACCUUAAGAGCCGUGACCGUUGGUAUCGGAACUCAGAACUACACUUGCUCUCUCACCUCUGGAACUCCUACCUGGAAACCUGUUGGCGCCAUGGCCCAGCUGAGAGACAUCACCGACGCUGAGGAGGAUCCCGAAGAAAUCGCCAGAGCAGCUACCAAGAAACAAUCCCGAAAACUUUUGUCUCGCUACACCCAUAUCGCGACGCAUUAUUUUGUCCCACACGGAGCAAGUGGUGCAGGCGCACCCGCCUUCUUUUUCGACCCUCGGAAGAACUUAUGGCCCAACACAGGUCCUGCCGAUAAUUAUGUGAUUGUGGCCAAGAUCGGAUUGAUGCCAGCACCAAACCACCCGAAACGAAACGUACCUUGGCUUGCUCUGAAAGGGGUCGAUGGCAAUGCAGCUAGUCUAGUUUUUAGGACGAAUACUCAUUUUGGAGCUUCACCACCUGAAAGUGUUUGUGUUGUGGAAGGAGAAGAAGCCAACAUGGGUUACUCGGCGCUGUAUUGGUUUUAUCACUGA